UUCUCCUUCUAACAGACUUGCCACCUUUCUCCCCCCCUCCUUUCACUUUCUCUCUCCUCCCCCUCCUUUGACGUCACUCAACUCUGUAACUCCCCCCUUUCUUCUCCUCUCCCCAUUUUCAUUUCUCGAUUCCUAAAUUUAAUAAUUUCUUCUGAUUAGGGUUUUUGUUCUCUGCUACUCUAAUCUAAUUUAGGGUGUUUUUUUUGGAUUAAUUUUGUUAGUUUCAUGAGCUAUAAUGUCGAGAACAAGCAGAGAUUUAGUCCCUUUUGUGGGCAUUCUUAUUAUGUUGUUUACCUUUGUGUUGAAGUCUACUUCUGCACUGGAUUCGGUUGAUGAUGAUGAUGAUGGGUCUUCGAUUACUGGGGUUGGAGUUGAUCAUUUGUAUCUAUUUCACGGUGAUUAUUCGCCUCCUACGCCACCGCCUCCAUCCCUUCCGCCGCUGCCGCCUUCGGCGUCGUGUGAAAGUGAUCUUAUGGGGUUUGGGUCGCUUGAGAGUGUGUGUAAACUUAAUUCUAGCUUAGAGUUAUCAAAUGAUUUGUACAUAAAAGGGAGUGGCAAUUUAGAGAUUGAUUCUGGUGUGAUUAUUAGCUGCCCAUUUGCUGGGUGUUCAAUAACUGUUAAUUUGAGUGGUGAAUUUCAGUUGGGUAGGAAUGCUUCUGUAGUUGCUGGAGCUUUCUGGGUUGUGGCCGAGACCGCAAUUUUUCUUGAAGGCUCUAUCGUUAAUGUUAGUGCUUUGGGCGGUCCUCCUCCUGCGCAGACGAGUGGAACACCUGUAGGGCUGCAGGGUGCUGGUGGGGGGCAUGGUGGAAGGGGUGCUAAUUGUUUGGCAGACAAUUCAAAGCUUCCUGAGGAUGUGUGGGGUGGGGAUGCCUAUGUUUGGUCUGAGGUGGACGAGCCGUGGAGUUUUGGAAGCCGCGGUGGGACCACCAGUAAAGAGGAGGAUUAUGGUGGUGGAGGUGGUGGGAGGAUACGCCUAAAUUUGGCAGGUUUAAUUGAAUUGGAUGGUAGUCUUUUAGCGGAUGGCGGCACUUCCGGUAUUAAAGGUGGAGGAGGAUCAGGUGGCAGCAUCUUUAUAUUCGCUCAAAAAAUGACUGGAAAUGGUCGGGUAAGUGCAUCUGGAGGCGAUGGCUUUGCUGGAGGAGGUGGUGGAAGAGUUUCGAUCAGAAUCUUCAGCAGGCACGAUGAUCAAGAAUUCCGUGUUCAUGGGGGGAGAAGCUUUGGUUGCCCUAAAAACUCAGGUGCUGCCGGUACAUUUUAUGAUUCUGUUCCUCGGAGAUUGCUUAUCAACAAUCACAACUUGUCAACAGACACAAACACACUUCUUUUAGAAUUCCCUAACCAGCCUCUAUGGACAAAUGUCUACAUACAAAAUCAGGCGAAGGCUACAGUUCCUUUGUUUUGGAGUCGUGUGCAGGUCCAAGGACAGCUUAGUCUGUCGUCUGGUGCGGCUUUGACCUUUGGCCUGGCACAUUAUGCGUCAUCGGCAUUUGAGCUAAUCGCAGAAGAACUCUUGAUGAGUGACUCGUUGAUUAAGAUAUAUGGCGCCUUACGUAUGACUGUAAAGAUGCACCUAAUGCUGAACUCAAAAAUGUUGAUAGAUGGCAGUGGUGAUACAAUUGUUGCUACUUCUCUUCUUGAGGUCAGCAAUCUACUGGUUCUCAAGGAAUCAUCUGCAAUACAUUCUUCUGCAAACCUGGGAGUUCACGGGCAAGGAUACUUAAACUUGACUGGCCCCGGAAAUGUUAUUGAGGCUCAACGUCUAGUUCUUUCAUUAUUUUACAGUAUCAAUGUUGGGCCAGAAUCAGUUUUGCGAGGUCCUUUGAUAAGGGGGGACAGUUAUGAUGUGUCACCGGACCUGUAUUGUGAUCGUCAAGAGUGCCCUGUGGAAAUACUUCAUCCACCUGAGGAUUGUAACGUGAACUCCUCACUGCCCUUUACCUUACAGAUUUGUCGUGUUGAAGAUGUUAGUAUUGAAGGCGUUGUAGAAGGAUCUGUUGUGCAUUUCCACUGGGUCAGAUUUGUGUCUGUUCCACCAACAGGAGUGAUUAGUGCAUCUGGAUUGGGUUGUAUCGGAGGUGUUGGUCAAGGGAACCUUUCCAGCAAUGGUCUCGGAGGGGGUGGAGGACAUGGGGGCCGAGGUGGAGAUGGAUAUUGUGAUGGAAAAUUUGCUGAUGGUGGUGGAGCGUAUGGCGAUGCUGAUUUGCCAUGUGAACUUGGUAGUGGCAGUGGAAACAACAGUUUACCAGGAUCAACUGCUGGGGGUGGUAUCAUUGUGAUGGGGUCUCUGGAGCACUCCCUGCCAAGUAUGACAAUUGAGGGUUCAAUAAAUGCUGAUGGGCAGAGUUAUGAAGAAGGUAUUAUAAAGCAACAUGGUGCAAUGCUUUCAAGCAAUGGCCCAGGUGGUGGUUCUGGUGGAACCAUUCUUGUAUUUGUUCACACAUUGGCUCUUGGGAAUUCUUCUGCUGUUUCAGCUGUUGGAGGGAUUGGUAGUCCAAAUGGUGGCGGUGGUGGCGGGGGAGGAAGGGUCCACUUUCAUUGGUCAGACAUUCCGGUUGCGGAUAAGUACCAGCCCAUAGCUAGAGUGAGUGGCAGAAUCCUUGUUCGAGGUGGUCUGGGAAAAAGUCAAGGAUAUCCUGGGGAAGAAGGCACUGUUACUGGAAAGGCGUGCCCAAUUGGGCUCCAUGGGAUCUUUUGUGAGGAAUGUCCUGUUGGCACGUUCAAAAAUGUCACUGGAUCUAAUGCGGCCCUCUGUCAUAGUUGCCCAACUAGUGAACUUCCAGAUCGCGGCCUGUAUAUUCCUGUCCGAGGUGGUGUUACCGAAUCUCCUUGUCCUUACAAGUGUAUAUCUGAUAGAUAUCACAUGCCACACUGCCGCACAACUUUGGAAGAGUUAGUGUACACAUUUGGCGGGCCGCGGUGGUUUGGCUUUUUCCUUUUCAGCAUCCUCAUCCUGUUAGCUUUAGUUCUAAGUGUUGCACGGAUGAAAUUUGCUUCUGGGGAUGAUCUUCCAGGUCUAUUACCCCAUUCAAGACGUACACAAGUUGACCAUUCAUUUCCCUUUCUUGAGUCCUUGAAUGAGGUGAUGGAGACAAAUAGAAACGAGGAAGCACAGAGCCAUGUUCAUAGAAUGUAUUUCCUUGGCCCAAACACAUUCAGUGAGCCGUGGCAUUUAAUUCACUCUCCUCCAGAUCAAGUGAAAGAGAUAGUUUAUGAGGAUGCAUUUAUCCGCUUUGUUGAUGAGAUAAAUGGAAUAGCUACUUAUCAGUGGUGGGAAGGAUCGGUGUACAGCAUUCUUUCUGUUUUAGCUUACCCACUAGCAUGGUCAUGGCUGCAGUGGCGUCGAAAAAAUAAGCUGCAACAACUGCGUGAAUUUGUCCGUUCGGAAUAUGAUCACUCCUGCUUGCGCUCUUGUCGCUCUCGCGCUCUUUAUGAAGGGCUCAAGUUAUCUGCUACUUCAGACUUGAUGCUUGCAUACCUGGACUUCUACCUGGGUGGAGAUGAAAAACGGACUGACCUUCCUCCUCGUCUUCACCAACGCUUACCUUUGACAUUGAUAUUUGGUGGUGAUGGAAGCUAUAUGGCUCCAUUAUCUCUUCACAAUGAUAAUGUUUUAACUAGCCUUAUAAGUCAGUCAUUGCCACCAACAGUUUGGUAUCGACUUGUAGCUGGUCUCAAUGCUCAAUUGCGUUUAGUUCGCCGUGGACAACUCAAGUCCAACUUCAAACCUGUUAUCAAUUGGCUUGAAACCAUAGGGAACCCUGUCAUUAGCAAUCAUGGCUUGCGAGUUGAUCUGGCGUGGUUUCAGCCAACUUCUUUUGGUUAUUCUCAGUUUGGUCUUGUGGUGUGCCGGGCAAGACAUGUGCAACCAUCUGGUGGCAGUAUCAAUGGAUAUCCUCCUCCAAAGCCACCAUCAAGGGCUCAUAGAGAUGAUCAACUGGACCAUGUAAAAGACACUGAACUGCAGACGAUGAAUAAGAAAAUGUCCGUACAUAUACUCCACGACAAGAGCUUGCACAUGCUUAAAGAUAGCUGGAACCUUUCUUGUCUUUUCAGCUUUAUAGCAUGUAAUACCAAGCCAGCUGGUCAUCAGGAUCUAAUUGGUCUCGCCCUCUCAACACUUCUACUAGCAGAUUUUAGCUUAGUAGUGCUCACACUGAUUCAGUUAUAUUCUACUUCACUUUUGGACAUAUUUCUGGUUCUUUGUAUCCUUCCUCUUGGAAUAUUGCUUCCAUUUCCUGCUGGAAUAAAUGCUUUGUUCAGCAGAGGAGCUAGAAAAUCUGCUGGUCUUGCACGCAUUCAUGCUCUUUGGAACAUCACGUCCUUUAUCAAUGUGAUAACUGCUCUAAUAUGUGGGCUUGUCCAUUAUAAGAAUCAACCAAGCAAGAAACCAGGGGACUUUCAUUCUUGGGGUUGGAGCAGGCAAGGGCAAGAAAGCGAAUGGUGGGUACUUCCUUCGGGUUUAAUUCUGUGCAAGCUUAUUCAAGCCCGACUUAUCGAUUACCAUGUUGCCAACCAGGAGAUUCAAGAUCUAACAGUAUACAGCAAAGACCCUGAUCAGUUCUGGCAGUCAUAAUUUUUAUUGUACUGUCCAGGACGAGGUAAAUUGGAACUAAGGCCUUUUUUAAAAAAAUAUAUUAUUUUCUUACAUUUUUACUGUCCACAUUUUGUAAAUCAUGAUAAAAGCUGUAGUCUAAAGUAGUGAGAAAUGUAUACCGCCCCUUUGAAUGAGGGCUCAUUUCGAGCAGAGCUAAUCCUUUGUUGUCAAUAUGCUGUAAAUAACACAAUGUUUGAAAGAUACAAAAAAAGAAAGUUGAAAGAUAUAUGAUGGAAAAAUUAACUUUUUGGUAUA
This is a messenger RNA of Spinacia oleracea (spinach), 4849 nucleotides long. RefSeq lists its product as uncharacterized. The transcript has 22 exons. The coding region runs from base 236 to 4573 and encodes 1445 amino acids. The record is from RefSeq and is a predicted model, not a curated record. NCBI's taxonomy places the organism in Eukaryota, Viridiplantae, Streptophyta, Magnoliopsida, Caryophyllales, Amaranthaceae.